AUGGCGGGAGCAACGAGCCUGAACCUGUGGGGCGUACUCUCGGAAUCGAAACGCAUAGUCAACGCCCACUCCCGCCACUUCCUGGCCCUCUCCGUCAUCUUCCUCCUCCCUCUCUCCUUCUCCAUCAUCGUCUCCCCCUUCCUCUUCCCUCUCUUAUACCCUCACCAUACCCAAACCCUCCAACUACAAUCCAAAACCCUCACCCUAACACCAUUCUCCAUCCCCCUCCUCCUCUUCCUCCUCCCCCUCCCCCUCUUCUCCCUCUGUGCCCUGGCAUCCAUCACCCACAGCGUCUUCCACGGCUUCUUCGGCCGCCCCGUCAAACUCCCCUCCGCCCUCCUCUCCAUCCCCGCCUCCCUCCCCCGCCUCCUCGCCACCACCUUCCUCUCCCACCUCAUCCUCUUCUCCCUCUCCCUUCCCCUCCCCCUCCUCCUCCGCCGCCUCUCCCUUUCCUCCCCUGUCUUCCUCGCCGUCUCAACCCUCUUCCUCCUUGCCCUCCUCUUCUCCCUACUCUACCUCCGCGUCUGCUGGUCCCUCGCCCCUGUCAUCGUUGUCGUGGAGUCCACCUGGGGCCUCCAGCCCCUUCGCCGAAGCGCCUCUCUCAUCAACGGGAUGACCCCUGUAGCCGCCUCUUCCUUCCUCUUCUUCGCCUCCCUUCAGGCCUUCCUCCUCUGGACCGCCCUACUUGUGGACUCCGAUGGCUGGGCCUGGAAUGACUGGGCCUUCGUCACCCAGAUCGUCCUUACCUCCACUCUCCUCAUGAUCCUCAUGCUCUACAGCGCCGCUGCCGACACCGUCCUCUACAUGUACUGCAAGGCCGUUCACGGCGAGCUCGCCGUGGACAUCGCCCAGGAGUUCGCCUGGCAGUACGUUUGCUUGCCCUUCGAUGACGGCAAGGUUCCUCACGUUGUUUCGGUUGUUCAUGUGUAA
Messenger RNA from Sphenostylis stenocarpa, 930 nucleotides. NCBI's taxonomy places the organism in Eukaryota, Viridiplantae, Streptophyta, Magnoliopsida, Fabales, Fabaceae. The record is from the annotation of a GenBank genome assembly.